Molecule: messenger RNA, 599 nt
Organism: Hippocampus zosterae (dwarf seahorse)
Lineage: Eukaryota; Metazoa; Chordata; Actinopteri; Syngnathiformes; Syngnathidae
Product: histone H2B-like
Exons: 1
Coding region: 61-435 (124 amino acids)
Cellular component (GO): nucleosome
Molecular function (GO): structural constituent of chromatin; protein heterodimerization activity; DNA binding
Source: RefSeq, a predicted model, not a curated record
UGUACCAAACUCACGAAUUCACAUUUCAAUCGAGUUGCCGAUCACUGAACUCCAGUCAACAUGCCUGAACCACUGAAGCCCGCCGCCAAGAAAGGUUCCAAGAAAGCCGUCUCAAAGGCAACCAGCAAGACAGGCCAGAAGAAGAGGAAGCCCAGGAAGCAGUCCUAUGCCAUCUAUGUCUACAAGGUACUAAAACAGGUCCACCCGGAUACUGGCAUCUCUUCGAAGGCAAUGAGCAUUAUGAACUCCUUCGUCAACGAUAUUUUUGAGCGCAUUGCUUCUGAAGCGUCUCGCCUGGCUCACUACAACAAGCGUACCACCAUCACAUCCAGGGAGAUUCAGACUGCUGUGCGUCUCCUGCUACCCGGUGAGCUGGCCAAGCACGCCGUGUCUGAGGGCACCAAGGCCGUCACCAAAUAUACCAGCUCCAAGUAAUCUGCUUCUACAAUGUCCUCAACGGCUCUUUUAAGAGCCACCCACAUCUCUCAAGGAGUGAUUCCGUUUGUUGUCUCUAACUGUGAGCUCAAAUUGAUGUGUAUUAAGGUGUGGCCAAAUCGAACUAUAAACGAGACACUGUGAUUAAUAAACAUAUUUGCACA